UGCAUCUCCAACUUUCCGGCACUUGGGUUAAAAAAGUGCACACUCUGAUUGGGUAGCGGCGGGGUGGGGACCCGGGCACCGUACUGCAAACUGGCUGCCCGCUCGGAUGUCCGUGCUGGGAGUCUCUCCGCCCAGCCGGACCUCUGAGCAGGGCUCCACCACCAUCACCUCCUCCUCAGCACAAGACACUGGGGGUCAGGAGCGUUUGCAGCUUGCAGUGGCCGUGGAGCGGUCCCGUGCACUGCGGAGAGCGAGCUUCAGCAGCAACCCCGCUUGCAUGGCACUCCCGCCUUCCGGCUAGGUCACCCCCAAACGCCUGCAGACGUCGGCAGAGGCUCCAGCGACCCCCCCCCCACACACACCCCCAAAGCGGCGGAUGGAGGACCAUGCCCUGCCUGUAGGAUGCUACCAACCAGGAUAAGCACAGUGCACCCCGCUUCUGUCUGCUGAGAGAGGCACUCCACGUCUCCCUCCUUGCACAUGGUGGUCUCGGUAAGGUAACAUCAGGAGGACAAGCAUCCAAGACCAUCUGAAACUGUCAGUAGACAUGAUGACCCUUCUGCUUCUGCUGCUGUUCCUCUGCGAGGCCCAGAGCCGGGUGGCGUCAAAGCCCAACUUCGUCCUGCUGAUGGCUGACGACCUUGGCAUCGGGGACCCCGGUUGCUACGGCAACAAGACUCUCAGGACUCCCAAUAUCGACCGCCUGGCCAGAGGGGGCGCGAAGCUCACACAGCACCUGGCAGCGUCGCCCCUCUGCACGCCCAGCAGGGCAGCCUUCAUGACCGGCCGGUACCCUGUCCGCUCAGGAGUAGCAUCUCAGUCCCAAGUGGGAGUCUUCCUCUUCUCGGCCUCUUCUGGAGGACUGCCCCCCAGUGAGAUUACGUUCGCCAAGCUUCUGAAGGAUCAAGGCUAUUCCACGGCUCUGAUAGGCAAGUGGCACCUGGGCAUCAGCUGCCACGACCGCGGCGACUUCUGUCACCACCCGACCAGCCACGGCUUCGACUACUUCCACGGGCUGCCCGUGACCAACCUGCGGGACUGCAAGCCGGGCGAGGGCAGCGUGUUCACCCGGGCCUUCCGGCUGCUGGUGUUCGUGCCCCUGCAGCUCAUCGCCGUGGCCCUGCUGACCCUGGCCUUGCUCAAGUGGCUGCGGCUCUGCCGGGCGCCCCCCUGCGUCUUCCUCUUCCUCUUCCUCCUGGCCGCCCUACUCCUCGGCCUCCUGCUCGGCUUCCUGCACUACUUCCGGCCGCUCAACUGCUUCCUGAUGCGGAACCGUGACGUCACGCAGCAGCCCAUGUCCUACGACAACCUCACGCAGAGGCUCACGGCGGACGCCGCCCGCUUCUUACGUCGGAAUGCUGAGACCCCUUUCCUGCUUGUCCUGUCUUACCUGCAUGUGCACACGGCUCUCUUCUCUUCGAAGGACUUUGCCGGCAAAAGUCAACACGGCUCCUACGGGGAUGCCGCUGAGGAGAUGGAUUGGAGCGUCGGGCAGAUCUUGGAUGUCCUUGAUGAGCUGAAACUGGCUAAUAACACCCUGGUGUACUUCUCCUCCGACCAAGGAGCUCACGUAGAGGAGGUGACCGUCAAAGGGGAAGUUCAAGGAGGCAGUAACGGUAUCUAUAAAGGGGGAAAAGCCAACAACUGGGAAGGAGGCAUCCGGGUUCCCGGCAUCUUCCGGUGGCCGGGAGUGAUCCGGGCUGGCUUGGAGAUUGAUGAGCCCACCAGCAACAUGGACAUCUUUCCCACGGUGGCCAAACUCGCGGGAUCUCCUCUGCCGCAAGACAGGGUCAUCGACGGCCGGGACCUGAUGCCCUUGCUGCAGGGGCGAGCCCAGCGAUCAGAGCACGAGUUUCUCUUCCACUACUGCAACUUCUACCUGAACGCCGUGCGCUGGCAUCCACCCAACAGCACGUCUAUCUGGAAGGCCUUUUUCUUCACCCCCAAGUUCUCCCCCGAGGGCGCCAAUGGAUGCUUUCCCACCCACCUGUGUUUCUGUCACGGGCAGUACGUCACCUACCACGACCCGCCCCUGCUGUUUGAGAUUUCCAGAGACCCCCGGGAGAGAAACCCGUUAACCCCGACAUCGGAGCCGCGGUUCCAGGAGAUCCUGGAGGCCAUGCAGGAGGCGGCAGCCCGCCACACCCGAACCCUUCAGGAUGUCCCCAACCAGCUGUCGCUGGGGAACCUGAUCUGGAAGCCGUGGCUGCAGCUGUGCUGCUCGUCAUGGGGGCUGUCCUGCCAGUGUGACCGGGAGGAUCAGGAUGGGAGACAGAGCCUUUAGCCGUUAUCGGCAGCAUCUGGGGGUGCACAGGGUGGGGGGGCCACCCUGCCGGCAGCAUCAGGGAUGAACGCCCAGGAUCGACCCUGGGGGAAGGCAGCCCUGGCCACCUCCCUCCUCCCCACGCACCUGGAGGCUCCAUCAAGACCCCCUUCCACACAUACACACACACACACACACACACACACCUGUCCACCCCCCCGCCCCAGGGAGGGGGGGAAUCAACGUUUGCAAUAAGCAGAGACACAGAUGUUAUUUACGUCUUCCGAGGCCAGUUGUUCACGUGGACGGAUGACUGGGCAAUGAGUGUCCAACAUCUGUGCAGUGGAGGGCAGGAAAGGGCGCAGGUGAGCUGCUGACCUCUCAGACAGCGUGAUCCACAGCUGAAGGCGUCGCUUACUCCACAGCUGACUUGAUGCACCGGCCACCAAGAUUCCCCCUAGAGAGCAUUGCGUGGCAGUGAAUCAAAUGUUAAGUGUUGACUGAAAUCUAACACGUGCCCCUUUUUUACCCUGCGUAAAAGAGCAUCUUGCCCAAUCACGGAUGAUGGUUAAGUGGCCGUCUUCUGGUUUCUGAAAGGCGAUUAUUGUCAGUAUUAUUUGCAAAUAGGUAUGAAACACUCUUCACGCUAUCCAUGUUUGUACAUGGAUAUGUGUCUUUCUUUGAGAGGUCUGCAAUAUUUAGAAGCUCCUCACUGUUGAAGGAGAAGCAACAGAGACUUGCAAGUGUGGUUUGUGCGACCGCCUUUUGGUGAGCUCUCAGCAAAUGUCGAAGCUGAGACACACCUCUCCGGUCCGAGUGUUCCCAGCCCGUCAUUUGUAGCAUGCUGUUUGGCUUCUGCUGUCCCUUGGGUGAACAGCAUUUCUGAACCAAGAGUCCAACUUCAGAGAUUCUGCAGUCCGAGAAAUCCCCUCUAACAGAUUCAGAAUUAUUGGCGUGUGAAAUGUAUGCUAUUUCACAGGGGUUGGGGGUUUGGGGUGGGGGAGACACAAGCCAUCAGACAUAAGCAGUCAAUGACCCACACCCACAAAGACUCGAGCAAUCACACAUAAACAGUCCACGACCCAUACC
This is a messenger RNA of Capra hircus (goat), 3352 nucleotides long. RefSeq names its product steroid sulfatase (microsomal), isozyme S (gene STS). The transcript has 11 exons. Gene Ontology annotation, molecular function: arylsulfatase activity. NCBI's taxonomy places the organism in Eukaryota, Metazoa, Chordata, Mammalia, Artiodactyla, Bovidae. The coding region runs from base 548 to 2284 and encodes 578 amino acids. The record is from RefSeq and is a predicted model, not a curated record.